This is a messenger RNA of Plasmodium falciparum 3D7, 7272 nucleotides long. RefSeq lists its product as uncharacterized. The record is from RefSeq and is a predicted model, not a curated record. NCBI's taxonomy places the organism in Eukaryota, Apicomplexa, Aconoidasida, Haemosporida, Plasmodiidae. Gene Ontology annotation, cellular component: microtubule cytoskeleton; cytoskeleton.
AUGACAACGUUCGAUAUUUAUAAUAAACGUUUGAAGAAGGAAAAACCUUGCUUCAAAUUAAAAAGAGAUUCUCCUUUAUCUUUUCAAAAAUGUAUUGAAAUAUGGUGUGAUAUCGAAUUAAUUAAAUAUAAUAUACAUGAUGAAAAGCUUUUAAAAAAGUUAAGAUACGAAAUAAAAGAAAUAAUUUAUUCAAAUAUAUUAUAUAAGACAAAAAAAAAUUUUCAACUUUUUCAUAUGUUUUAUAAUUAUAAAUAUAAUUAUAAUGUAGAAUAUGUGACACGUCAGUAUAUGUUUAAUUUAAGUAUGAAGGGUGAUGAUACUUAUUAUAGUUUGCUAAAAAGGUAUUAUGGGGAAAAAAAAAAAAAUAAAAUAAAAUAUGGAAACGUAGGUAAUUAUGAUAAUAAUAGUAACCAUUCUGAUGAUAAUAAUAAAAACCAUUGUAAUGAUAAUAAUAAUAAAAACCAUUGUGAUGAUAAUAAUAAUAACAACCAUUGUAAUGAUAAUAAUAAUAACAACCAUUGUGAUGAUAAUAAUAAUAAUAAAAACCAUUAUGUUGAUAAUAAUAAUAAUAAAAACCAUUAUGUUGAUAAUAAUAAUAAUAAUAAUAACCAUUGUGGUGUUUAUUUUAAGAGAAAAAGGAAAGAAAAAAAUGUUGAUAACAUUAGUUACCACAAUAUUGUAAAAGAUUUUUUUUUGGAUGUAUGUAAAUAUUCAAAGGAUUAUGAGAAAGAGAAAUUAUAUUUUAUGAGUAAAUUAUAUACAUGCAUGAUAUAUUGUUGUUAUAUAUUAAUAAAAAAUAAAUAUUAUCUUGAUUUUUUUUGUUUAUAUUUAUUAUUGAAAUCUUAUUUUUUCAUAGAUACUAUAAUAAUAAACAAGUAUAUAGUGUUACCAAAUUUUACAUGUCAUAAAAAAUUUCUACGUCUUUUAUUUUUAUUAUGUAAUAUUUGUAAUUAUAAAGAUACAGGAGAAAAUUAUAAUAUAUAUAAUGAAGAAAGAAUACAAGAUACACAUAAUAACAUAUGUAAUGAUUUAUAUUAUUAUAAUUAUACUAAUAAUAUAGAAGAUUCUUAUGGUUAUAAGAAUUCUAUAAAUAAUAUCUCAUAUUAUCAUAAGAAUAAAAUAAUAAAUAGAAAACAUUUUUAUUUAAUAAAUAAAAAUGAUGAUGAUAAUAUAAAUAUCGGAAAUAUACAAUUUUUAUCUUUUAAUUUAUUAUUUUAUGUACCUCUCAAGAUAAAUUUUAAUGAAAUGAAUUUUAUAAAUUUUCAUACAUUACAAUAUAAAUCAUUAUGUAAUUAUAUCUUAUCAUUUCAAAAUUCUUAUACAAGAAAAUUUUUAUUAGAUUUAAAUAAAGUGAAUAAUAUAACUUUUAAAUGUAAAGAAUAUUUCUUUAAAAAAACAAAUUUAUUAACAGAAAAAAAAAAUAAUAACAAUAUUUUUUUAUUUCCUAAUGAUUAUUUUCCAUCUUUACAAAAAAGAAAAAUUAAACAUAAUAAUAUCUUUAAUCAUAAAACUAAUAUACAUGAUGAACAUCAUACUAUAAAUAAUAUCUUAGUAUAUAAUUAUCAUCAAUCUAUGUAUUCACAAAAUAUGUUAAAUAUUCCAAAUAGUUAUUUUAAUGAAUAUGAGAAUAAAUUAAAAGAAGACACACUUAAUAACUUGAAUACAUUAUUCUCUCCACUGACAUCAAUACAAAACAAUAAUAAUAAUAAUAAUAAAUAUAAAUAUAUUCAUCCAAAUUAUAAUCUUUAUGGUAAUCAUGUCAAUAAUCUAUUUGUCGAUACCAAAAAAAUGAAAUCCAUCUUUUUAUUGAACCAUAAAGAAACAGGAAACCCGUUUUCUCUUAAUAAUCGUUUUGCUCAAGACACAUCAUUUAAUAUCAAGAAAAAGAAUAAAUUUCAUGAUUUUAUUUUUAAUAAUAAUAAUUAUUGUUAUUACAAUAAAAUGUUGUCAUUCCAUAAAAAUGACAUAUAUAACGAUGACGAUGAUUUCAUAAAAAAUGUGCUAUACAUACAUUAUCCACCUACAAAGAAUAUGAACGACAUAUUCACAUCUUCUUAUAAUAAUAUAAUAACAAAAAAAAAAAAAAUAGGAAACAACCAAAUAAUAAAAAACAAAAACAUAGUAAUGAACAAAAAUAUAGUAAUGAACAAAAAUAUAGUAAAGAACAAAAACGUAGUAAAGAACAAAAACGUAGUAAAGAACAACAAAAUAGGAAAAAACAACAAAAUAGGAAAAAAUAACAAAACAAUAAGAAAUACAUUUAACCAAUUUUUAAUCUCACCUUUUAAAAAAAGUGAAAAUUUUAUCUGGAAAAAAUCCUUUGUUAACGAUACUAAUGUAUUAAAAAUAUUAGAAAAUAAUAUUAUCCAUACUAAAAAAGAAAAGUAUAAAAACGUUUUCUUAACAAUAAUUAAUAGCAUGUAUGUAUCCAUACACGCUAAUAUUAUUAAUAGUCUUAAUAAUAGAAUUGACGAAUACAGAUUUGUAAUAUUCAAUAGAUUCUCAAACAUAUGUAAUUUGAAAAAAUAUAUUUAUAAUAAAGAAAAUGUACAUACUAACAAAGAUUAUAAUAUAUGGAAAAUAGAUAUUUUAAAUUGUCUUCUUGGGUACCAAGGAAACAUAUUUAUGUCGGGAAGGAACGCACACACGUUUAAAAGGAACAACGAAAAAAAAGGGGACAAAAGAUAUAUGGUAAAAAAAAAGAAGAAAAAUGUUAAAGCGGUGGAAAGCAUAAAAAAUGGGGAUGAAUUCCAAAAAAAGGAUUACAAAAAUGGCCUGGAAAAAAAAUAUGGAUACCCUUCAGGAAACUCCAAAAAAAAAAAUAUGCAUAUGAAAAAAGAAAUUAUCCAUUCUUACAAAUGUAAAAAAAAAAAAAAAAAAAAAAAAAAAUCAGAAUGUAUUUACAUAAGUAAAGAUAUUAUUUGUAUUAAUAGCGAACUAGCCAUAUGGUUAAAAAAGAAAAACAGAAAUAAACUUUGUCUUUAUUUUAAACCUUUACAAAAUUAUUUCUGUUCUAUGUAUUAUCAAAAUUAUUUACAUAUCUUUAUGUAUUUUUCAAAAAUCGGCACGUUUAUAAGAUAUAUCAAAAUAUUUAUUCUUGUGUUUACGAGAAUUAGAAAUAAUGAACGAAGUACAUUUAAAAAGUUCAAAAGGGUUAGAAAAAGCGAAAGUGAUUAUAUAAAUCUUACAUAUGAAAAAAAAAAAUAUAAAGAAAAAAAUAAGAUGAAAGGAAAUUAUAAAAAUAUUGUACGAGAUAAAAAUAUACCGUUAGGUGAAAUUUUUGUUACAUAUAUUAAUUGUAUUAAAAAAUAUUUAUUAAUUUAUGAAAAUAAAAUAAGAAACAUUAUUAAUGAUAAGGAUGUAAAGAAUCCUUUACAUAUAUAUUUACGUAUAAAAAAAUAUGGUGAGUGUAUUGAAUUUUUAAAUUUUCUUUGUUCAUGUUAUAUAAACUAUAAAGUAAGGAGAAUGUUUUUUAAAGAACGUAUUAAUUUUUACAAAUCAAUUGAUAACGAUAUAUCCUUUUCAUCAUCUUUUAAUAAUAAUAUAUGUACAAAGAAUAAAAUGAUAAGAGAUUAUAAUAAUCUUUCGAAUAUUAUAUAUGGUUUGUCUCCUUAUAAACACAAUAAUAAUAAUAAUAAUGAUAUGUUAUAUAAAAAUAUUAAUUUAUGUUUAAAGGAGAAAAAUGAAUUUAAAAAAGUUUUAAAUGAUGAUAAUGGAGUGAUAUAUAAUAAAGAAACAUACAUUCAUGAACUAAAUAAAAAAGAACAAGAGAAUUUCUUAAGAAACAAAACUUGUGUAAAUUUCAAUUCUUUAUUUUUUUAUCCACGUGGUAAUGAACUAUUAAAUUAUAUUUAUAUUUAUUAUAAUCUUUUUGUUAAUACUCAAAAAAAACACCUAACUAAAUUAUGUAAGUUUCUUUUUUUAAAAAUGAUAAAACCAUUCUUACAUUUCCUUUUUACAUAUGUAUAUAUGGGUAUAAAUAAAGAUUAUAGUUUCGAGUAUAUAAUUAAUACAAAUGAAGUAGCUCAUUUCUUUUUUAUUUUUCAUAAUGGAAAGAAAUAUUACGACCCGAAAUAUUUAUUGUCGGAUGUGUGUAUAUCUCUUCCGGUCUUUUUGAAUUAUUCUAUGGACGUCAUCUAUAAUACAGCACUCCUAUCUAGCAUUUUACGUGUAGCUAACGAAGAGUAUUUUUUUCUAUCCAUUCCAAAAAAGGACUCUCGAGAAAACGAGAAAUGCACACAAAGAUAUGUUGAUAAAACAAAUAGUAUGAUUAGUAUUACGAGUAGAUAUAAUGUGUAUAAUGAAAAUGUUGAUAUUUUGAAUUUGUUGUUUUAUACGUCGAUGGACAAGAUAACGAGCUUCUUACAACUUUAUAACAGCCCCCAAUAUAAAAAAACAAAAGGAAAAAAUGAUAAAUACGAAAAUGUGUUCAUUAAAUACUGGAAUGAUGAAAAAGAAUGUGAAGUUGCUUAUGAAAAAAUAAAACUGGAUAUUAAUAAAAAAUUAGAAAAAGACCUUUUAAUAUUUUACAAUAUGUUAAGUAAUCAUGUUAAUGGUAUGUGCUUAUAUGAUAAGAGAGCUUGGGAAAAUUAUUUUGAGGAAAAGAAAAAAAUAGAUCCAAAAAAAAACAAAGUGGAUAAAAUAUAUGAAGUUGAAAUAAGAAAGGAAAAGAAUAAAAAAAAUAAGAAUAGAAUAAAUAAAUAUUCAUAUAAUAACAAAGAAUAUAUUUUAAAAGAUUUAAGAAGAUGUCAAAAAAAAAUAAAAAAAAAUAAUAAAAUAAUAAUUAAAAUAAAUAAUAAAUGUAAUAUGUAUAAUAUGAAUAAUAUUUAUAGUAGAAUAUUAAGAAAUUUUCUUAAUAAAAAUAAAAAACGAAAAAAUAAAUUAUUUUCAUCAUAUGUAAAUAUAUUAAAUGAUUGUUUACAUAGAACUAUAAGAAAACAUAUUAUAAAAAAUAAUUUCAUUUAUAAUAAUAAACAAAAUAAUAAAAUAGUUCAAGAUAUAAAAGAAUUGUAUUCAUUAUCGAGUGUUCACAAUAUAAGAGAUAUAGAAUGUGGGUAUCAAGAAAGAAUGAGAAAGGAAAUGUUAAAAUUUGAUAUAAUUAUUGACCACAAAGAAAAGUUAAUAAAUUCUUUUAAUUUUGUUUGUGUGGAUAAUAUUUCAUUGGGCUUACAUAAUAAUAAUAAUAAUAAUAAAGCAUUGGAAAAUAAAGGAAAAAGUGGUGCAUACAAACCAUAUGGUAGUAAUAAAAAUAUAAACAAAAAUAUAAAUAUAAAUAAAAAUAUAAAUAUAAAUAAAAAUAUAAAUAUAAACAAAAAUAUAAAUAUAAACAAAAAUGUAAAUAUAAACAAAAAUGUAAAUAUAAACCAAAAUAUAAACAAAAAUAUAAAUAUAAAUAUAAAUAUAAAUAUAGAUAAAGGUAGUAACAUGAACAAUCCAUGUAAUCACCAAAAUAAGAAUAGGGAAGAUAUUCAUUACAAUAAUCAUUAUAAACAUAUGAUAUAUUUUCAUAAUAAACAUAAUGAUAAAAGCGAACUUUUAAAAAAGAACUCUGGUGGUCUUGAAUAUAACCAUGAAGAAAGAAAAUAUAAAGAGAAAAUUUAUAGUUGUAAACGAAAUUUUGAAAUAGAAAAUAUAAAUUAUUUUAUUUAUAGAAAUAUAUAUAGACCUAUUAAAUAUCACUAUGAUAUAACAAAUAAAAUAUUGAUAAAUUCAUUUUUAAUAAAUAUGAAUUUAUUAAUAUAUUUUUAUUUAUUGAAAUGUAUAUUAUUUGAUGAUAUGGAUGACAAUUAUAAUUUUUUAUGUAAUAUAUUAUUUAAUAAAAGAAAUAAAAUAAUUAACAAAAUAGAAAAUGAUGAUUAUAAUGAUAAUUGUUGUGAUCAUAUAUUUGUUAAUAAAAAUAAACAUAUGGUACAAUAUUUUUUAAACAAAAAUUUUUAUACAUCAUGUAAUAUUAAAAAUAAAUGUGUAGAUAAAAACAAAUUAUAUUAUACAGAUAUAUCGACUAUAUUUUUUUAUAUACAUUUUAAAAUAAAUGUUCCUAAACUAUUGAGAAUAUUUUUUGAUCAUAAAGUAGUUAAUUAUUAUAAUGAUAUUUAUAGAUUAACAUCCUUAUUAUAUUUCUCUUUAUUAAAUUUAAAUUAUAUAUUUUUAAUAUUCUCAACAUUAUGUCGUCCCACAAUUUUCCAAUGUAAAAAAUGGAAAGGAGGAAACCCCUCCACAGCAGAAGGCCAAAACAAAAUUGUACAAAAAAAUAAUAUGGCAACGUUAAAAAAUAACAAAUUGAAGAUAUAUAAAGAAAAAAAAAAUAUAAAUUUUAUUAAGAAUGAUUCUUAUAAAGAUGAUUAUAAAAAUGAUGAUGAAUAUGAUUAUCAUAGUAGUAACAGUACUCUAAGUAGUGAAAAUUUAGUAACGAACCAAAUAUUUAAAGAAAAAGAUUUCAAGUAUAUGCAUAUAAUUAAUAAUAUUAAAGAUAAUCAUUUAUUAGAAAACGAAGAUUAUAUAAAUUCAUGUCCAUGUUACAUAACAAAGAAUACAAGUAAUGUUUAUUUUAUGACUAAAGAAAAAUAUGUAAAUGUAGGGUUUCAUAAAAAUUUUAUACAUUUUAAAAAGUUAAAUAAAUUUCUUCAAAAUAUAAAAAUAUAUAAUGAUACUUUAAAUGAUUUAUAUAAAAUAAGAUCAGAAAUGCAUUUUAUAAUAAAUGCUUUAUAUGAUUAUUUAAUGUAUAUGAAUCUUUCUAAAAAUUAUUUUACAUUUUUUCAAAAAAUUGUAACAGUUCACAAUUUUUACGAUUUAAUAAAAAUACAUGAAUCAUUUGUACAACAUAUAUUUAAAUUAUCCUUUUUAUCAAAAACAGAUUUGUCAUUUAUUAAAAUAAUAUUUAAUAUUAUAAAUACUGUAAAUAUAUUUAAAUACAUAAUGAAAAGUAUUAUCCCAUUGGGGGGAAAUAUCAAACAAUUAAAUGUAUCGAAAACAUGUAACAUAAAUACAUAUGAUGAACAUACAUUAUUAAAUUAUGAAGAAUGUAAACAACAUGAUUAUUAUAAGUCUUUUCUUUUUUUAUUUGAACAAAAUUUUAAAAUUCUUGAACAUAAUAUUAUUCUUCUAACAUCUCAAAGAACACAGGAUUUUAUAAAACAAUUUUACAUAAACAGGAAUCAUUUUAUACAAUAUGUAAACAAAUUUAAAAAUAGUGACCUUAGUUAUAUAUAUCAGAAAUUUUUUUUUAAUGAAUACUAUGCUCAUUUGUGUGACGAAAGUUACGAUACACCAUAA